AUGCGUGAUGAUAUUGACAAUCCUAGGUUGGAGGAGGUUCCCUCCUUAGAGGAGGUGCGUCAGGUGAUAUUUGCGUUGGAUGGUGACAGCGCGGCUGGCCCAGAUGAUUUCUCUAGCAAAGUCUUCACGACUGCCUGGGAGGUGGUGGCUCACGAUGUGUAUAAGGCGAUUCUGAGCUUCUUCUGUGGUGCGGAACUGCCUCACUUCAUCACAGCGAUAUCUAUUGUUCUUCUACCCAAGAAAUUGAACCCUGAUGAUUUCGCCCAGUUUCGCAAAAUUAGUGUUUGUAACUUUCUCAAUAAAGUUAUUUCGCGCAUUAUGGAACUGAUGUCUGAAAUGGGAAAGAAGUGUAGGGGUGGUAACCUGGCUCUCAAGCUAGAUAUGGCUAAGGCAUACGAUAGGGUUUCUUGGGGUUUCCUUAUUGCCUGCUACGACGGUUUGGCUUCGGCGAAAGGUUCAUCGACAUGGGGUUUGCGUCAGGGGGACCUACUAUCGCCGGCGUUAUUUAUUAUUGGCUCGGAGGUCCUGUCCCAUGCCUUAAAUUCUCUUGUUACUCAGCCCAGGUUCCCGGCAUUUUGGGUGCCGAGGCACUGUCCUCCUGUUACUCAUUUGGCAUUUGUGGACGAUGUCAUCAUCUUUGCUAAUGGGGGUGCGGCCUCGCUCAAGAAGGUCAUGCAGAUACUGGAGUGGUACCAGCAUGACUUGGGUCAGUUGGUGAACGUGUAG
Molecule: messenger RNA, 726 nt
Organism: Coffea arabica (coffee)
Lineage: Eukaryota; Viridiplantae; Streptophyta; Magnoliopsida; Gentianales; Rubiaceae
Source: RefSeq, a predicted model, not a curated record